Neohortaea acidophila is the source of this 1648-nucleotide messenger RNA. Its product is annotated as ribosomal protein S5 domain 2-type protein. The record is from RefSeq and is a predicted model, not a curated record. NCBI's taxonomy places the organism in Eukaryota, Fungi, Ascomycota, Dothideomycetes, Mycosphaerellales, Teratosphaeriaceae. Gene Ontology annotation, biological process: isopentenyl diphosphate biosynthetic process, mevalonate pathway; ergosterol biosynthetic process. Bases 275 to 1648 code for a protein of 457 amino acids. Gene Ontology annotation, molecular function: phosphomevalonate kinase activity; ATP binding. Gene Ontology annotation, cellular component: peroxisome. The transcript is spliced from 2 exons.
CAGCUUCUCCGGCGCUUUUCUCGCGAUUGAGCGGCAAAAACCCCUUCUUCAAUCGUCUCUAACCCCAAUCCUGCCCAUUCCGCAAAAUCCCUAAUCGCUCAGGUCAUCUGCCACCAAAAAGCAGGGAAAACGGAGCCGGAGGUCAGCUUAACUCCAGCUCUCCAUUCCUAGCGACCACGUCUCAUCUCCAUCUCGGCCGAAGCACUACAAUCACCAUCCGACUCGGAGCCUCAAUCUCUCCGUUGUGACUCGUCAAUUCCUCGGAGAGGAUCGAAUGGUUCACAAUGCUGUAGCCGUCUCUGCUCCGGGCAAGGUCUUGCUGGCAGGUGGCUACCUUUGUCUCGAUCGUACCUAUACCGCCCUGGUCUUUGGCCUCGAUGCCCGCAUCCAUGUCGUUGUUCGACCCAUUCCUACCAGACGCGGCGUGGAACUGUCGGAGAUCGAGGUGACUUCACCCCAAUUCCAAGAAGCCGCCUGGAAUUAUGGAUAUCGUCUGGGAGGGAGUGGAAGUGGGAUGAGUGUCACCCAGUUGCGCAUGGAUGCAGACCUGCACGUCAAUCGCAACGUCUUUAUUGAAACUACACUCGGUUACGCACUCAGUUACAUCUCCGCGAUCACAAGUCCAACCAUCACUCCAGCGUCCAUCACCAUUCUCGCGGACAACGAUUACUACUCCACCCCAGCUGCUCCAGCCGCAACUUCAACCCAACCACGCUUCCGCGAUUUCGGCGUGAAGCUCCGCAAAGCUCACAAGACCGGCCUAGGAUCCUCCGCAGCCUUGGUGACAGCCAUCACGGCCGCAGUGUUAUCCUACUAUCUCCCCUCGAAGCUAUUCGAUCUCGACUCUGAUCGCAGCAAACGCAUCAUCCACAACCUCGCCCAAGCGGCCCACUGCGCAGCACAGGGUAAAGUUGGUUCAGGGUUCGAUGUAGCAAGUGCAGUCUACGGAAGCUGUCUUUACCGCCGCUUUUCUCCCACCAUCUUGUCGAAAUCCGCCGACCCCGGAACCAGCGGCUUCUCCAAAUCCCUUCGAGAGCUCGUCGAAGAGCUACCCCCGCACGGUCAAUGGAACACAGAGAUCCACCGGGAUGCGGUCAAAGUGCCCAAAGGCUUGCGACUGCUCAUGUGCGAUGUAUCGGGCGGGAGUGAAACACCCGGAAUGGUGAAGAAGGUCCUAGCGUGGCGACAGGAGAACCCGGCGGAGGCAAACGAAAUUUGGUCUGAUUUGCAUGCUGCGAAUGAUAGCCUGGCGAAGGAGUUGCGCGCCAUGGCUGAAGCGCAGGAUUUCGGACUGGAGAGGUUACGAAGUUGCUUCACGCGCAUCCGACGCGGGAUAAAAAUCAUGUCCGAGAAGAGCGGGGUGCCCAUCGAGCCAGCAGAACAGACGGAAUUGAUUAACGCUUGCGAGGCUGUGCCGGGUGUCAUUGGCGGAGUGGUGCCGGGCGCUGGUGGCUACGAUGCGAUUUCGUUGUUGAUUGAAGAUAGAGAGGAGACGGUGGCGGCUCUGCAGAAGCUGUUUGACGGGUGGAAUGUGAAGAGCGAGCACAGCGGCAAGGUCAGCAUCCUUGGUGUGCGGCAGGACAUGCAGGGCGUGCGCGUGGAGCAGGUGGACCAAUAUCAGGAAUGGCUGCCGCCGACUUCGCCUUGA